Molecule: messenger RNA, 3744 nt
Organism: Culex pipiens pallens (northern house mosquito)
Lineage: Eukaryota; Metazoa; Arthropoda; Insecta; Diptera; Culicidae
Product: neuroligin-1
Exons: 8
Coding region: 9-3227 (1072 amino acids)
Biological process (GO): modulation of chemical synaptic transmission; postsynaptic membrane assembly; presynaptic membrane assembly
Cellular component (GO): cell surface; postsynaptic membrane; synapse
Molecular function (GO): signaling receptor activity; neurexin family protein binding
Source: RefSeq, a predicted model, not a curated record
CUCCCACAAUGUUCGUCAAGUUCCAGUACUUUUGCAUCAUCUACUUCCUGCUGGUGCGGCACCUCAACGGUUCCACGAUGGACCUGUACAAAAACAGCCGGCUCGGCCAGCGGAUCGUGCAGACGCGGUACGGCCGCCUCCAGGGCCUGAUACUGCCGCUGGAGGGCUACAAAUUCCUCAAACCCAUCGAAGCGUUCCUGGGCGUCCCGUACGCCACGCCGCCAACCAAGAUGAAUAGAUUUAGUCCAACCCGGACGCCCUCGCCGUGGGACGGCGUCCGGAUAGCCGAUAAGUUUAGCCCGGUGUGCCCCCAGCGGGUGCCGAAUGUAAAUAACGAAACUGCAGCUUUAGAUAAGAUGCCAAAGGGACGACUAGAGUAUCUGAAACGUUUGCUACCUUUUUUAAUGAACCAGUCGGAGGAUUGUUUGUACUUGAACGUGUUUUCACCGGCACACGCCGCUCCAAGCGACAAGAAAUUACCUGUUAUAGUAUUUUUACACGGAGAAUCAUUUGAGUGGAACAGCGGGAACCCGUACGAUGGGACCGUGCUGGCCAGUUACGGAGAAUUAGUUGUAGUUACACUGAAUUAUCGGUUAGGAAUCCUAGGUUUUUUAAAUGCCAACCCAAGUCCCGAGAUCCGGGCGCGAGUGGCCAACUACGGCCUGAUGGACCAGAUGGCGGCGUUGCACUGGGUCCAGCAGAACAUUGCCAAGUUCGGUGGGGACCCGUCGAUGGUAACGCUGGCCGGCCACGGCAGUGGGGCCGCCUGCAUAAACUUCCUGAUGACGUCGCCGACGAUGGUGCCGGGACUGUUCCACCGGGCCAUCCUGCUGUCGGGGUCGGCCUACUCGUCCUGGGCGCUGGUCGAAGACCCGGUCAUCUAUGCGCUCAAGCUGGCCAAAGAAGUCAAUUGCUCAAUACCGGAGGAUCUAAUCAAGAACCACGAACAGAUCGUGGACUGCCUGCGGGAUGUCCCACUGGAGGACCUGUUCGCAGCGGACAUUCAGCCGCCCAGUUUCCUAAGUGCUUUCGGGCCAUCGGUGGAUGGUGUCGUGAUUCGGCCGGGUCGGACCAACCAGGACAUUGACGAAACGCCCAUCCGAGGCACUUCCAAGCGAUCCCAGGGGGCUGCCGGGCGAUACGACCUGCUGUUCGGAGUGGUCACCGGUGAAGCCCUGUGGCGGUUUAGCGCGGCAGACAUUCAAAGUGGUUUCGAGGGUGAACGGAGGGACCGGAUACUGCGAACGUACGUGCGGAACGCGUACACGUAUCACCUGAGCGAAAUCUUCUACACCGUAGUCAACGAAUACACCGACUGGGAACGCACCAGCAUGCAUCCGAUCAACACCCGGGACGCCGCCGUGGCCGCCCUCUCCGACGCUCAGUUUGUGGCGCCGCUCGUCCACACCGGUGACAUGCUGGCGCCUCCGCCACCCCUGCCGGGCCAGGAACCGUCCGGGCCGAAGUGCUUCUUCUACGUGUUCGACUACCAGACCAAGGACGGCGACUAUCCCCAGCGCAUGGGAACCGUCCACGGGGAGGACCUGCCGUACGUGUUCGGGGCUCCGCUGGUCGACGGUUUCAACCACUUUCCCCGCAAUUACACCAAGUCCGAGGUUGCCCUGUCCGAGGCGAUCAUGAUCUACUGGGCCAACUUUGCCCGGACGGGGAAUCCAAACGAGCACCACCGGCAGGACUCCAUCCUAACUGCCUCGAAAGAGCGCAACCGGUUUCGCAGUAUCAACUGGGACGAGUACGAUCCGGUCCAUCAGAAGUACCUGGAAAUAGGCAUGAAGCCGCGCAUGAAGAACCACUUCCGGGCGCACCAGCUGUCGAUCUGGCUCCGGCUGAUACCGGAGCUGCACAAGGCCGGCAUGGAGGACGUGGUGGCGCGGCACAACCUGUUCAAGAACCACGACGACCAGGACAUCUACGAGGGGAUCGUGAAGCCGAACCCGCUGGCGCGGAUGUCCUUCCUCGAGCAGGACCUGAAGCGGCGCGGCAUGAGCGGCAUGGUCGUGGGGCCCCAGUACGGGCACUCGCUGCACAGCGGAGCAGUGGGAAUGACAACGAUGGAACCGGCGCUGCUGACCACGUGCAUGCCCGUGGGCAACUACACCGGGUACGGUGGGCAGGCCCAUCCCACGGCCACGGUGCUGAACGCGUCAACGGACACGAUGGCCGGGCUGGAGGCGGCCGGAUAUGCGGCGUACUCGACGGCCCUCAGCGUCACCAUCGCCAUCGGAUGCAGCUUGCUGAUUCUGAACGUGCUCAUCUUCGCCGGCGUGUACUACCAGCGGGACAAGACGCGGUUGGAGGUCAAAAGUCUGCAGAAGCAGUACCAGCAGCGGGGCGCCGGAAUGCACCAGCAGGGCCCGUUUGAUCCGAUUAAGCACGCCCACUACCACCUGGGCCACUCGCAGUCCGCGAACGUGAUAGUGGACGUCGAGAAUCACGACACCGGAGCGCUCAUACUGGCAGGGGAGGUCAAAUCACCCCACAUCUGCUCGAACGCGAUGCAGAUCAACGUGAUGAAGGGCGGUUCGCCGGGUGGAACCGGUGACAUGGGUGGUGUUGGUGGUGGUGGUGGCGGUGGCGGUGGAACCUGUAACGUCCCCACCAGUGGCGGUGGCCUUUCCCAGGGCACAAAUAAUGCAAAAAUCUCGCUGGCCAACAACACCUCGUACAAAACGGUCCGAGGACCACCCGAGCACAUCGCCAUCCCGAUCAAAAAUACCACCUUCACGGGCGGCACCGGCAUGAUGACACUGCCCAAACCCGGCACGGUGCACAUCCCGAUGAGCUACAACCGGAACGAGUGCAUGACACUGCCCCGGAACGCCACCGGACUGACCAGCAACAGCGGCGCAGAGGCGUCACAAAAUAAGCUACCACCCAACGGAACCGCCAUCGGCAUCCACAUGCGUUCGAACGCGGCGACCACCGUGGCCGUCCGGACAAGUUCCCCGGACCAUCACCACCACCAGCAGCAGCAACGGUCCAGCAUGUCGAGCGCAUCGACCCAGCAUCCGCCCCCGCCACCACCCAGCAGUGGCAUCACCCACCAGCACGCACACCAACACUCACACUCCCACUCACACUCUCACCCAUCCCAACAGCAGCAGCAGCAGCAGCAGGAGCUCCAGAACCUCAAGGGGGGUUGUCCCCAGCAGCAGCAGCAGCAACAGCAACUGCCCCACGCGGCCAUGAGCGAAAUGCGGGUAUGAUUGCACUUUGCCAGCAGCAACAGCAGUGGUGACCACCAUCAGCAUCACCAUUCACACGAGGGGGAAAUUGUUUGAAAAGGGGAUUAGAGGGGUGGGGGAAGGACCCCCUCCCGCUUAGAACAUUAACGAUGACUCCAGCACGACUUUGAUGAGCCGGACUGUGUGGAGGAGCGAGGGGUACAGUGACGGUCAGAGGGUUUGAGAACUGUCGAAGGAUUUUAUUUGUCAAAUUUUUAUUUUUAAUGAUUUUAUAAUUUUAACACAUUUUGAACGUUAUCUUUCCAUAAGACAGAAUUUAAUUUGAGUUCAUUUCCGACCACUUGCUAAGGUUCCAAAUUAAGAAGCCAGGCGCCUCCAUGGAUUCAUUCUAGGAAACCGAGCUCCUCCAUUGAGAUUCAAUGUGCACCCGAUAUGUGUUCUGUGUUGUACAGGCUAUAAAUUAACUAUCGAUUCUGUCGAUUGGAGCGUGCUCAGGAAGCCCAACUUUUUUAUGAACGUGACGAGAAAUCAACAUAAA